This is a messenger RNA of Acytostelium subglobosum LB1, 1584 nucleotides long. RefSeq lists its product as hypothetical. Bases 1 to 1584 code for a protein of 527 amino acids. The record is from RefSeq and is a predicted model, not a curated record. Gene Ontology annotation, cellular component: cytoplasm; aminoacyl-tRNA synthetase multienzyme complex. The transcript has a single exon. NCBI's taxonomy places the organism in Eukaryota, Evosea, Eumycetozoa, Acytosteliales, Acytosteliaceae. Gene Ontology annotation, biological process: prolyl-tRNA aminoacylation. Gene Ontology annotation, molecular function: proline-tRNA ligase activity; ATP binding.
AUGGCAACAAAGGAUAAGAAAGAACCACAACAGAAACAAGUAAAGUCAAAGGAGGCCAAGGAUAAGCUAAACACUGCUGGUGUUGGCAAGGAGGAGGACUUCUCAGAGUGGUACACCAACGUCAUCACUCGUUCAGAGAUGAUCGACUACUAUGACAUCUCUGGUUGCUACGUGCUCAGACCAUGGUCAUACAACAUCUGGGAGCAGAUUCAAGCAUUCUUUGAUGCCGAGAUCAAGAAGUUGGGCGUUCAGAACGCUUACUUCCCACUGCUCGUCUCGGAGAAGGCCUUGACCACCGAGAAGGACCACAUUGAGGGAUUCGCCCCAGAGGUCGCAUGGGUUACCAAGUCGGGCCAAUCACAGCUCUCCGAGCCAGUCGCCAUCCGUCCAACAUCAGAGACCAUCAUGUACCCAGCCUACGCCAAGUGGAUUCGCUCGCAUCGUGAUCUCCCACUGAAGCUCAACCAAUGGGUCAACGUCGUGCGUUGGGAGUUCAAGCACGCCGUGCCAUUCUUGAGAUCAAGAGAGUUCCUCUGGCAGGAGGGUCACACUGUCUUCUCCACCAAGGAGGAGGCCGACAAGGAGGUCUUCCAGAUUCUCAGACUGUACAAGCGUGUCUAUGAGGAGUUGCUCGCUGUGCCAAUGAUCGAGGGUCUCAAGUCCGAGAAGGAGAAGUUUGCUGGUGGUCUCUACACCUCCACCAUCGAGGGCUUCAUCCCAACCAACGGUCGUGGAAUCCAGGCCGCCACCUCUCACUGUCUCGGUCAGAACUUCUCCAAGAUGUUCAACAUUGAGUUCGAGGACGACAAGGGAGGCAAGUCGCUGGCAUGGCAAAACUCGUGGGGCAUCACCACCAGAACAAUUGGUGUGAUGGUCAUGGUCCACGGAGAUGACAAUGGUCUCGUCUUGCCACCAAGAGUUGCUCCAAUCCAGGCAGUGGUCGUCCCACUCUACUUCUCUGGCAGUGACAACUCUGUUGUCGACAAGAGGUCAGAGGAGGUCGUCCAGCUCCUCAAGGACGCUGGCAUUCGUGCUCACCUUGACGCUCGUCCAGGCUACAGUCCACGUGACAAGUUCCAGCAAUGGGAGCUCAAGGGUGUCCCAAUCCGUAUCGAGAUCGGACCAAAGGACAUUGAGAAGAACUGCGUGAUGAUCUGUCGUCGUGACAACCGCGAGAAGAGCUCUGUCGCCGAUGCCAGUUUGGUUCAAACGAUCAGCGAGACCUUGCAAGCCAUCCAGGCCAACCUCUUGGCCCGUGCCACCAAGACCCGUAACGAGUCAAUCACCCCAAUCACCCAAUGGCCAGAGUUUGUCCCAACAUUGGACAAGCGUCACUUGGUGUUGGCACCAUGGUGUGAGGUGCCAGAGUGUGAGGAUGGCGUCAAGAAGCGUUCCAACGAGGAGUCUCUGAAGAACAAGGACGAGUCCGAGAAGGGUUUCCGCUUGACCGGUGCCGCCAAGUCACUCUGUAUCCCACUCAACCCAGCCGAGUUGAGAGAUCUUCCAGCCAUCACCGCCGAGACCUGUUGUUUCGCCUGUGAGAGAAAGGCCAAGAAGUGGACACUCUUUGGAAGAAGUUAUUAA